Molecule: messenger RNA, 1856 nt
Organism: Phragmites australis (common reed)
Lineage: Eukaryota; Viridiplantae; Streptophyta; Magnoliopsida; Poales; Poaceae
Product: RNA-binding protein L-like
Exons: 7
Coding region: 109-1578 (489 amino acids)
Cellular component (GO): cytosol
Molecular function (GO): mRNA binding
Source: RefSeq, a predicted model, not a curated record
GCUCCGCCGCCUCUUCUAGCUUCACGCGUUGAGAUCCCAAACCCUCUCUCUCGCGCGCGUCUCCACGCCCUAGGGUUUCGCCUCCGCAUCCGCCUCGCCGGGGAAUAGAUGCAGCCGCCGCACCAGCCGCCGAUGAAUGGGCAGCACGGCCCGCCUCCGACGCAGAGCUCCGUGGCACCGCCGCCUCCGCAGCAGCAGCAGGCGCCCCCGACGCCGUACUACCAGCAGCUGCCGCCGCCGCAGUACUACCAGCCGGGGGCUCCGCAGGCAUGGGGCCAGCAGCAGCAGUACGCGCCGCCACCGCAGCAGUACGCGCCUCCGCCGCAGCAGUACGCGCCUCCGCCGCAGCAGUACGCGCCGCCACCGCAGCAGUACGCGCCCCCACCACCUCAGCAGUACGCGCCCCCGCCGCAGCAGUACGCGCCUCCACCGCCUCAGCAAUACGCUCCUCCACCGCCUCAGCAGUACGCGCCGCCGCAGUACGGGACCGCGCCAGGGAGCGACGAGAUCAGGUCGCUGUGGAUUGGGGAUCUCCAGUACUGGAUGGAUGAGAGCUACCUCUACAACGCCUUUGCUCACGUGGCGCAGCAGAUUGCCUCCAUGAAAAUUAUCCGCAACAAGCAGAGUGGGCAUUCUGAAGGUUAUGGUUUUAUUGAGUUUCACUCUCGAGCUGCUGCAGAACAUACUCUGAUGAACUUCAAUGGGCGGAUGAUGCCUAAUGUUGACCAAGCUUUUAAGCUAAACUGGGCUUCUGCUAGCGCUGGUGAUAAACGUGGAGACAAUGGUUCUGAUCACACAAUAUUUGUUGGUGAUUUGGCUGCUGAUGUUACUGACUCCAUGUUGGAAGAGGUGUUCAAAGCUAGCUACCCUUCAGUUAGAGGAGCCAAAGUUGUCACCGAUAGGCUCACUGGAUGCUCCAAGGGAUAUGGUUUUGUGCGUUUUGGAGAUCUAAAUGAGCAGACACGUGCUAUGACUGAUAUGAAUGGGAUGAUGUUAUCUACAAGGCAAAUGAGGAUUGGACCUGCAGCUAACAAGAAGAGUAUGGAUGCUCAGCAGACAUAUGCAACUAACGGAGCAUACCAGAGCUCUCAUGGAAAUUAUUCGGAGAAUGAUCCCAACAAUACAACAGUCUUUGUGGGUGGGUUAGAUUCCAAUGUAAAUGAGGAGUAUCUAAGGCAAGUUUUUACUCCAUAUGGAGAAAUUGGCUAUGUGAAGAUUCCUGUAGGCAAACGUUGUGGAUUUGUCCAAUUUACCAGCAGGUCAUCUGCUGAGGAAGCUAUCCGAAUGCUGAAUGGGAGUCAGAUUGGUGGGCAGAGUGUUCGGCUUUCAUGGGGCCGUAGUCCUCAAAACAAACAGGCUCCACAGCAAGAUGCCAACCAGGUUAAUGGCAACAACUACUACGGAUACCAACAGGGUUAUGAAGGUUAUGGCUAUAGUGCACCCAGUGCACAAGAUCCAAGCAUGCAAAACUACUAUGGAUACCCUGGUAAUGGUUAUGAGCAGCAGCAGCAGCAGCAGCAGCAGCAGCCACCAGCACAAGAGCAGCAGCAGCCCCCUCAACAGCCUCCACAACAGUGAUUAGUGGUGAGGUGUUGAUUGCUUGUGCACUCUCGGAGCGAUAUCAAUUAGAAGUGACGUAGUAGAGCUACAUGAAUUGUGGUUGGACGUGUAAUCCUAUAGAGGUUCAGUAGGUGCAUGGACAACUCGUAUCUGUUACUUUGAAGGCACUCCUGAUGUUUCAAUUUGUGCGACAUUAAGAUCUUAAUUAUGUUAUGUUGUGUCUAUGAGAUCGAUGUUAUCAUUGGAUGGUCAGUCUGGCUCUUUCUUUUGAAAUUACCCUGAAGUAUUUGCUCUUA